Molecule: messenger RNA, 1335 nt
Organism: Parasteatoda tepidariorum (common house spider)
Lineage: Eukaryota; Metazoa; Arthropoda; Arachnida; Araneae; Theridiidae
Product: zinc finger protein 511 lethal (2) k10201
Source: RefSeq, a predicted model, not a curated record
AACCAGAAGUAAGAAUCACAUUCGUUCGUAAUUAUCAACUGAAAGAAUAUUUUGGUUGUGUUUGAGGAGUAUUUGAUAAAAAUUUGCAUUUGAAAGUUGUACUAUAAAGAACGAAAACUUUUUAUACCGUAUUAGAAUUCAAUAUCGUCGAUCUUAGUAUCUGUCAAAAUAGGUUAAAUAAUAACAAAGUUUGUGCUUCAUUGAAGACAUUUAGUGACCCGCAAAUUAAUUGAUUAAUAUUUCUUUUAAACAUUGUAACUAUAUAUUUCUAUUAAGAAUGCAUUGUAUAAAAGACAUUAGUGAUUUUGAAGCCUUACUUAAAUAUCCUUUCGAACCCAAGAAAAUAAUUUAUUCCAUAAAGAGUGGCUAUUUUCACGAAGGGAAUAAAUAUUGCAAAGUUGGAGAGAAGCAACUUUCGAUUGAUAUUGAUGAUGAGAGUCUACUUCAUAGAUCGUUCCAAGAAUUUCCUUGUGGUAAAGAUAGUUGUCGUGCUGUAUUUUCCUCUAUUCAUGAUUAUGAAAUUCAUUACAACAGUGUACAUCACAUUGUGUGUAUGGAAUGUAAACGGAAUUUUCCAUCGUAUAAUUUGCUUGACGCACACAUAAUUGAAAAACAUGAUUCUUAUCACGAAGCUGCUGCAUGCAAAAGUGUUGCUCUGUAUGACUGUUUUGUUGAGGGUUGUGACCACAAAUUUUCUUCAAUUGAAAUGCGCAAUGAACAUAUAAUUGGAGUGCACAAAUACCCACCCGAUUUUAAAUUCCAAUCCUUGAAGAACUCAAAAAGGAAUUUCGAAGCUAUGGACGUGUCUCAAAGUGAUGAACUUGGAACUUCUACUAAUACAAAAGCUAAGGCUUCUGGGUCAAAGAAAGUGCCUCAUUUCAUAUGUUUUGGACAGGGUUCUCAAAGAGCUUUUAAUAAAAAGAACAAAAAACCUUACGUACGUGAUAUUUCUAUGAAAGAAUUAGGAGAUGCCUUAUAGAAUAAAUUGAAAUGUUAACUGUUUUCUUAAAUAAAUUUCUGAUAUAUAAUUUAUUUCUAAUUGUUGUAUUGUAUCAUGCUGCGUAGCGUUUUUUAAAUGUGCUUAUCUUUGAUUUACGUUUUUUAAAAGUCCUUAAAGGUUCUUUUUUUUAUUCAGGAUUUGUAAAAAGUGCUUAAUUUUCUAUCUUUUUGAAAAAAGAUUUUUUGUCGUUCUAAUAUCUAUCUAAUAUAAUAUCUAUCGUUUCCCUACAAUAUCUAUCAGAAACUAUUUAUUCUAUCGUGAUUAUGUAAAGUUUUUGGAAACGUUUUGGAAUUUUAUUUAUACUAUGUUUAUAAAUUAAGAACUUUAAAUGGUGA